GUGGAAAACAAAUAUAUAAAGGAAAGAAAAUCAGAAAAAAUAAAACCUAAAAAGAUUUUUAGAAGAAGAAGGAAAAGGAAAUAAGAAAAAAAUAGAAGUGAAAGGAGGGUGAUUUCCUCCUGCCUGUCACUACAACCUCUGAUCCUCUGAGCCAUCCAGCAGCAUCUUCCCUCCAACACCUCCUGCAGGAGAGGAACCGAGUGAAGAUUCCCAGGAAAUCAGGAAAAACGGGAUUGGAUCCCACAGAACUCCUGGUGCUGCUCUGGCUGAACUCAUCCCAAUCCUGGGGCAGCCUCGUGGAGCUGGGAAGGGCCCUGGAAAAGGGGAAGAGUCACAGGAACUGAUGAAGGCAGAGGAGAAACCAGAGGCACCAAAAUGGCAUUUUCAUGGAUUGUGCCCUCAGCAAUUUGGUUGGUGCUGCACUUCACAGCAGAAUCCUGCAGGAGAGGGGCUGUGAGUGCCCCCAGAGCCUCGGGGGUGUGCGCCAAGGGCACGGUGACAGCCAGCAGUGGCCAGGCCGUGCCGCCUGGCACCAACAUCACCGUGUCCUGCAGGCUGGCAGCUCCUCCAGGAGCCUCCUGGUGCUGGGCAGCGAUCUUCCUCAACAGCUCCGAGCAAAUCCGAGGGCAGGGAGGCUCCGUCAGCAAAACCUUCCUGCUCAGCAGCCUCGGCAAACACACCUUCACGUGCAAAAGCAUCUGUGGAGACAAGGCAAAACUCGUCUGUGGGAUGGAUAUCCUGGCUGGGACCCCUCCAGACGAGCCCAGGAACGUGUCCUGUAUCCAGUUUGGGACAAAGGGCCGUCCCACCUGCACCUGGCACAAAGGAAGGCUCACCUACCUCGACACUGCCUAUGGAAUAGAGCUCUCCAAUGGGACUGACACCUUCUGCUUUCCACAAGAAACUCCCAACCCUGUGUUUGGCUCUGGGACUCUGAGCAAGCUGGAUUUUAACUCCAAUUACACCGUGGUGGUUUCUGCCUCCAAUCAAUUAGGAAAUGCCUCUUCCCAGCCACUCACCUUCAUGUUGGUUGACAUAGUGAAGCCACAUCCUCCUGACUUUUUGGUGGAAUUUGAUGAUUCUUCUGCCACCAGCUGCAGCCUUUCCUGGCACCACGAGGCACAAGCACAGCACUACAGGCUGAGGUAUCGCCCCCUCAGCAGCAGCACCUGGAGCACGGUGGAAAUCUUCAGCAGGGAGAAAUAUCAUCUCCAGGGGCUGGAGCCUGACACAGCCUACGAGUUCCAGGUGAGCUGCAGGAUCCUGCCCAGCCGGGGGCUGUGGAGUGACUGGAGCAGCACCCAGAGCCAAACUCCAGCAGCAGUGCCAGCUGGGAUCCUGGAUGUCUGGUACCGGCAGCAGGACCUGGGCCCUGGGCACCAGAACCUCUCCCUUUUUUGGAAGGUGAGUUUGGUGAAACCCCAGAAAAACCCAGCCAGCUCAGAGCAGAUCCGAGACAACGUCUGCUACGGGAUCCGCGUGUCCGCGCUCUACCAGGGCAGGGCUGGCCAGGCAGCCUCGCUCAGGGCCAACUCCACAGCACAAGCCCCAUCAGCCGGGCCCCAGAUGUUCACAACGCCCUGGGCCAGCGGUGUCCUGGUGUCCUGGGAGGAGAUCCCAGCUCCCCAGCAGAGGGGCUGCAUCACUGCCUACCACAUCUACCUGCACAGGAGCUCCAGGCAGGGCCAGCCCGAGGUCCAUGCCGUUCCCGCUGGGAAGGUUCCUCGUUCCCUGCACAUCCCGGUCCUGCAGCCCGGGGAGCACCACGAGCUCUGGAUGACAGCGGCGACAGCGGCCGGGGAGGGCCCCCGGGGCAACAGCGACAGCGUCUGCCUGGAGGGUGCUGGGGACUGGCUGACUCUGGUGCUCGUCUGCAGCUUCCUCAUCCUCUCAGCCUGUGUUUGUUCUGUGCCUCCAGCCAGGAAAGUAUUCCAGUGGCUCCUGUCCCUCCUCCUGCCACAGUGGCACAGCAAAGCCAUUCCUGACCCUGCCAACGCCACGUGGGCCAAGAGCUUAACAGCUACCAAGGCGGAGCUGAGCGCUCCCUCCAGCCCCUUCCUGCCCAGCGCCUUCCAAGAGCCCGAAACGACCCCGGUGGAGGAGAGUUGGGCUGAGCCCCCCGAGCCUGGGGACAAACUGCUGGUGGGCAGCGCUGGCAGCAGGGGACACUGGCCACGGGAGCAGCAGCUCUACCAGAGGCUGCUGCUGGAGCCCGAGUACAUCUCCAGCCCCGGCCCCUCCGCACGGAGCCCCGAGCCCGAGCCCGAGCCCAUUCCCCUCUUCCCGUUCCUGCCCCCCGGGCCCUGCUGCCAAGGGAAUCUGAGUCUGGAGGGAGUGAAACUCAGCGGCAGCUCCUUCCCGAGGUAGGCAGGUGGCGAUGUGAGCCCGGCAGGAAUUUGGGCACUGUGGGUGACUCUGGUGCUCGUCUGCAUCUUCCUCAUCCUCUCAGCCAGGAAAGUGUGAGUGGAUCCAUCGGCUGUGUCCUGAUAAAACCGGGCUGUUUGUUGGGAGGGAUUAAAUCCCAGAAUGGUUUGGGUUGAAAGAGAUCUUAAAUCCCACCCAGAGCCACUCCUGCCAUGGUAGGGACAGCUCCCACUGUCCCAGGCGGCUCCCAGUCAGCCCAGCCUGAAUUUUGUCACUUUGCAGAGUAUUUUGGUGUUUCAAUGUGAUCUCAGCCUCGAAUUUGGCACUUUGCAGAAUAUUUUAGUGUGUUUUGAUAUGAGCCCAGCCAGGAUUUUGGCACUUUAUGAAAUAUUUCAGUGUUUCAGCACAGCCAGUCCAGUCCCAUGUGACACCUCCAAGUGACAAAACCCUUCCCCAGUCACCCCUCACCACAGCUGCUCCUCU
Parus major (Great Tit) is the source of this 2847-nucleotide messenger RNA. Its product is annotated as interleukin-12 receptor subunit beta-2. The transcript is spliced from 14 exons. The record is from RefSeq and is a predicted model, not a curated record. Gene Ontology annotation, cellular component: external side of plasma membrane; signaling receptor complex. Gene Ontology annotation, biological process: cytokine-mediated signaling pathway. The coding region runs from base 376 to 2367 and encodes 663 amino acids. Lineage: Eukaryota; Metazoa; Chordata; Aves; Passeriformes; Paridae. Gene Ontology annotation, molecular function: cytokine binding; cytokine receptor activity.